AACCGGUCUGUCCUGUGCAGUCUAGCGCCUGCGCGCUGCGGGCUCCGGGGCCUCUCGGCCUGAGGGAGAGGAGCAGGCAAGAUGGCGGCUGUGGUGGAGAAUGUAGUGAAGCUCCUUGGGGAGCAGUACUACAAAGAUGCCAUGGAACAGUGCCACAAUUACAAUGCCCGCCUCUGUGCUGAGCGUAGUGUGCGCCUGCCUUUCUUGGACUCACAGACUGGAGUAGCCCAGAGCAACUGUUACAUCUGGAUGGAAAAACGACACCGUGGUCCAGGAUUGGCCUCUGGACAGUUGUAUUCCUACCCUGCCCGGCGCUGGCGGAAAAAACGGCGAGCCCACCCACCUGAGGAUCCUCGGCUUUCCUUCCCAUCUAUUAAGCCAGACACAGACCAGACCCUGAAGAAAGAGGGGCUUAUCUCUCAGGAUGGCAGCAGUUUAGAGGCUCUGUUGCGCACUGACCCUCUGGAGAAGCGAGGCGCACCAGAUCCCCGAGUUGAUGACGACAGCCUGAGCGAGUUUCCUGUAACCAACAGUCGAGCAAGGAAGCGGAUCCUUGAACCAGAUGACUUCCUGGAUGACCUCGAUGAUGAAGACUAUGAAGAAGAUACUCCAAAACGACGGGGCAAAGGGAAAUCCAAGAGUAAGGGUGUUAGCAGUGCCCGUAAGAAGCUGGAUGCUUCCAUCCUGGAGGACAGGGACAAGCCGUAUGCCUGUGAUAAUAGUUUCAAACAAAAGCAUACCUCGAAAGCGCCCCAGAGAGUUUGCGGAAAACGUUAUAAGAACCGACCAGGCCUCAGUUACCACUAUGCCCACUCUCACCUGGCUGAGGAGGAGGGUGAGGACAAAGAAGACUCUCAGCCACCCACCCCUGUCUCCCAGAGGUCUGAAGAGCAGAAAUCCAAGAAAGGUCCUGAUGGAUUGGCUCUGCCUAACAACUACUGUGACUUCUGUCUGGGUGAUUCAAAGAUCAACAAGAAGACAGGACAAGCUGAGGAACUGGUGUCCUGUUCUGACUGUGGCCGCUCAGGACAUCCAUCCUGUCUGCAGUUCACCCCUGUGAUGAUGGCAGCCGUGAAGACCUACCGCUGGCAGUGUAUCGAAUGCAAGUGCUGUAACCUGUGCGGUACCUCCGAGAACGACGACCAGCUGCUUUUCUGUGAUGACUGUGACCGUGGCUACCAUAUGUACUGUCUCACCCCAUCUAUGUCUGAGCCUCCUGAAGGAAGCUGGAGCUGCCACCUUUGUCUGGACCUGUUGAAGGAGAAAGCUUCUAUCUACCAGAACCAGAACUCCUCUUGAUGUACCACUCCAGCUCCCCACACAUCUAAGGCUGUUUUUCUCCUCCACCUUGGUUUUCAUAUCCUGCUUCCUCUCCGACUCUUCCGCAUAUCCAGAGCCUUGGGUGGUUGUGCCAACCUGCCUUUGGCAACAGCAAUUAGAGGUGGCAACUCUGACCACCUCUGGCCCCAAGCCCUCAGGGAGUAAGGAGCAGCACGCUGCCCCAGGGCAGACCUGUGGGCCCAGCUUCUCUCUGCUCUCCAUGAAGUGCAUUCACUCUGCUUGCCUUGGGCCCAAGGCCCUGGUGAUCACAGGGUUCAAAUGGUGUCCCUCUGAGAAAGGGUGGAAGAGCAGCUUACUUGUCUCUGCCUGGUCUAGCCCUCCACUCUGGUCUCCAGGGUUUCCCUCUCCCAGAGACUAGACAGGCCAGGACUCUGCUGGGAGCAGUUGGAAGUGAGCAAACUGAGAUGACCCUCGCCAGGAAGGCCCCUGUGCUGCUUUGCCUUGCCUCCUGCUGGAGUGCUUCCAUGCCCUCUGGCUCUGCCCUACCCUACCCUGUCAUACCCAGGGACUAGCAGCUUCACCUGUCCUUCCUGUGCUUGGCUGGCUCACUCAUGGGUGGUCUCUGACAAUUCAAGCAUUCCCCACCCUCAAAUUCCUGUCUUCUGCCUCCCUCCUUAUUCCCUUUGGUUUUGUGGGGACAGGGGAUGUGCCAGGGGGCCAGGUUAGCAGUUUGAGGGCCACAGGGAAAUGUUGGAUAAUGUGCCUGUUUUUUAACUCGAUAAAAAGCCUACCUCCAAAACCCCCUUUUGUUCUUCCUGGACCUGGGCAUUCAGCCUCCUGUCCUUAACUGAACCAGGAGCCUCUGCCUCCUGCGUGUGUUCCCCGGCUCCCAGGUCUCAGGGAGGCCGCAUACACAUCUCCUUCCCUUGCACGCUAGCUACCAGCUGGUAAGGUCUUCACAUCCCAGUUACUCAGUUUUCUGCUUAGUGGCAUUGACAUUAAGUAGGAGGGGGACAGUCCAUGCCAGGACAGUCUGGAAAGGCCUUUCCCCUUGGUUGUGGGCAGGUCCUAACUGUAACUUUGGACAAAGUUGAGGCGCCUCCCCUCUUUAGUUCCUGCAUUCUAAACAUUAGUACAAAUAAACAUUUUUACACAGA
Jaculus jaculus (lesser Egyptian jerboa) is the source of this 2438-nucleotide messenger RNA. RefSeq names its product double PHD fingers 2 (gene Dpf2). Gene Ontology annotation, biological process: nervous system development. Gene Ontology annotation, cellular component: nBAF complex. The coding region runs from base 82 to 1299 and encodes 405 amino acids. NCBI's taxonomy places the organism in Eukaryota, Metazoa, Chordata, Mammalia, Rodentia, Dipodidae. The transcript is spliced from 12 exons. The record is from RefSeq and is a predicted model, not a curated record.